Messenger RNA from Akanthomyces muscarius, 1344 nucleotides. RefSeq lists its product as uncharacterized. Gene Ontology annotation, molecular function: molybdate ion transmembrane transporter activity. Bases 1 to 1344 code for a protein of 447 amino acids. Gene Ontology annotation, biological process: molybdate ion transport. The transcript has 2 exons. The record is from RefSeq and is a predicted model, not a curated record. Lineage: Eukaryota; Fungi; Ascomycota; Sordariomycetes; Hypocreales; Cordycipitaceae.
AUGAAUUCCAUCCUGACCCAUCUCAAGAAGCGUAACCGCCACAACAUCAAGACCUUUCGAAAUGCCCCUCUGGCGGAGAUAUCGGGCUCGCUCGGCGACUUGGGCACACUGCUGCCGCUCAUGAUCGCGCUCGCGAUUCAAGGCUCCAUUCAUCUAGAUGCGACUUUGGUUUUCUCCGGUGCUUUCAACAUCCUCUCGGGCGUCGUCUUUGGCAUCCCGUUGCCCGUGCAGCCCAUGAAGGCGAUUGCAUCGGCAGCCAUCGCACAUCGAGGCGACUCUUCCAUACAGGGCGUGGCAGGCGCUGGCCUCUGGGUCGGCGCGGCCAUCUUUGUCAUGUGCAUCACCGGCCUGCUACGCUGGGCAGUCAAGGUCGUUCCCAUUCCCGUUGUCAAGGGCAUUCAGCUCGGCGCCGGCCUCUCGCUCAUCAUCGGUGCUGGCUCAUCGCAGCUUCAGCCCUUAGGAUGGCUACAGCCGAUCCUCGAUAACCGACUCUGGGCCAUCUUUGCCUUUCUCGUUCUCAUCUCCACCCAGCGGCUGCAACGCUUCCCGUACGCCCUGGCAUUCUUCCUCCUGGGCCUGUUAUUUGCUCUCAUCCAGGUAAUCCAAACACACCAGAAGCUUCCUUGGUUCAGCUUCUGGCAGCCCGAGAUUAUUCGACCGACCAUGAUUGGUGACGGUUCUGCGUCUCCCAUCUACAUGGCCAUCGGCCAGCUGCCGCUCACAACUCUCAACUCGAUUAUUGCGGUGACGGCUUUAGCCGCCGACCUACUGCCUGACGUCCCCACCCCGUCCGUAACAUCCAUUGGUCUCAGUGUGGCCAUGAUGAACUUGACUUGUACCUGGUUCGGUGCUAUGCCUGUAUGCCAUGGAUCGGGCGGUCUGGCAGCGCAAUAUCGAUUUGGUGCUCGCAGCGGAGCCAGUGUUAUAAUCCUAGGAAUUGUAAAGAUUCUUCUUGGUCUAUUUUUCGGCAGCACUCUCAUCGGUCUUUUGGGUCAGUAUCCCAAGAGCCUGCUAGGCAUCAUGGUUCUUGCUGCCGGCCUGGAGCUUGCCAAGGUUGGCCAUUCGCUCAACCAAGGAGCCCGCGAUCUCUGGCAAGAGUCUUCCGACCAGCGUGAAGGUUCAAAUGUCAUCACGCGUAGGCUACGCAAUCCGUCCGAAGAGGAACGGAUGGAGCGUUGGACUGUGAUGCUCAUGACCACCGCUGGUAUCCUGGCAUUCAAAAACGAUGCUGUUGGGUUUGUCGCGGGGCUACUGUGUCACUGCGCAUUCCGCUUAUCUGACAGGUUCAUUCGUAAGGUGAACCAAGCUGCUGGAGCUAGUGAACGCGAGCCGCUGCUGCGAUAG